Molecule: messenger RNA, 3955 nt
Organism: Camelus dromedarius (Arabian camel)
Lineage: Eukaryota; Metazoa; Chordata; Mammalia; Artiodactyla; Camelidae
Gene: PRPF40B
Product: pre-mRNA processing factor 40 homolog B
Exons: 25
Coding region: 781-3471 (896 amino acids)
Biological process (GO): mRNA cis splicing, via spliceosome
Cellular component (GO): U1 snRNP; U2-type prespliceosome
Molecular function (GO): RNA binding; protein binding
Source: RefSeq, a predicted model, not a curated record
GCGGGACUGGGUGAGGAGGAUGGGAUGAAGUGAAGGGUGGGUUUGUGGAGAAAAGUCGGGAAAGGAGAGAGGGUCGAGAGAUGGGGGAACCGCCGGACAAGGGGAAACCUGGGGGCCACAGUUGCCCCACCUGGGAUAUUUGGCGUGCGGCAUGCCCCUUCCCGGGACUUAGUGCUUUGGAAGCCCUGGAUGCCCCAUAAAACCUCUAGGAGACCCCCUUCCUCAUUUCCUCGCAUUGUCUCCUGAGGUGAGGAGGGGGCAUUGUCUCCUGAGGAAAGAGAGGCUUCUGGCCCCCACCCAGUACUGGAUGGACCAAGAAGUGGGAGAGCAGAGGCCCCUUGGUCCCAACCCUAGCCCUGCCGUCAACAGACUGUAACAACUCUGUGUGACCUUGGACAAGUCACUACCUUUCUUUGGGCCUCAUAUUUCCCAUCAAUUAAAAAAAAAAAAAAAAAGGAAGAUGCAUGAGAAUGAUAUCCUCGAUUUCUUCCUGCUCCAAAAUGGGGUGGUUCUUGAGGAGAGAGUUCAGGAGAAUGGGUUCUGGGACGUGGUGAAGCAAAGGAAAAGGAUGAAGAUGGAGGCAGGCCUUCGACUGGGGCUGCAGACAAUCCCCUGGGAUGUUGGGGGAUGGUAGGCACAAAGCAAGGCUGGGGCAGGCUCGCCAGCGCCUCUGGAAUUAGGUUGGAGGGAUGGGAGAACUCUGUAAGUAGAGGAGGAGGUUGAGACCUCACCUGAGAAAGAUGAAGACAAGAAGUAACAUUCUGUUUAUCAGGGAGAGUGAUGAAGAGAUGGCAGGAUCAGAGAGAAGGAAUGAAAGUCGGUUCCCGAUUCUGGUCCCCGGCCCCCAGCAGCGCCUGCCCCCUUCCCACCGGGGCCCCCCAUGAUGCCACCACCCUUCAUGCCCCCUCCGGGAAUCCCCCCACCUUUUCCUCCAAUGGGGCUACCCCCCAUGAGUCAGAGACCACCAGCCAUCCCUCCCAUGCCACCUGGCAUCAUGCCCCCAAUGCUUCCACCAAUGGGGGCACCACCGCCGCUCACACAGAUACCGGGAAUGGUACCUCCCAUGAUGCCAGGAAUGCUGAUGCCCGCAGUGCCUGUCACCGCAGCGCUGCUGUGGCUGGGACAGGCCCUCUGAGGGCCCUAUGGAGUGAGCAUGUGGCCCCUGAUGGGCGCAUCUACUACUACAAUGCUGACGACAAGCAGUCCGUGUGGGAGAAGCCCAGCGUGCUCAAGUCCAAGGCAGAGCUGCUGCUGUCCCAGUGUCCCUGGAAAGAGUACAAGUCAGACACAGGCAAACCUUACUACUAUAACAACCAGAGUAAGGAGUCCCGCUGGACCCGGCCCAAGGACCUGGAUGACCUGGAGGCUCUAGUCAAACAAGAGGCUGCAGGGAAACAGCAGCAGCCGCCACAGACACUACAGCCACAGCCUUCUCAGCCACAGCCUGACCCCCCACCUGUGCCACCUGGCCCCACCUCGGUGCCCACGGGCCUCCUAGAACCUGAGCCAGGUGGGAGUGAAGACUGCGAUGUGUCAGAGGCUGCCCAGCCCCUGGAGCAGGGGUUCCUGCAUCAGCUGGAGGAGGGCCCCAGCAGUUCUGCUGGACGGCGUCAGGCACCACAGCAGGAGGAAGAAGAAUCAAAGCCAGAACCAGAGAGGUCUGGCCUCAGUUGGAGCAACCGGGAGAAGGCAAAACAGGCCUUCAAGGAGCUACUGAGGGACAAGGCUGUCCCCUCCAACGCUUCGUGGGAACAGGCCAUGAAGAUGGUGGUCACCGACCCCCGUUACAGUGCCUUGCCCAAACUGAGUGAGAAAAAGCAGGCAUUCAAUGCCUACAAAGCGCAACGGGAGAAAGAGGAGAAGGAAGAGGCCCGGCUAAGGGCCAAGGAGGCCAAGCAGACCUUGCAGCAUUUCCUGGAGCAGCAUGAGCGCAUGACCUCCACCACCCGCUAUCGGCGGGCGGAACAGACCUUUGGCGAGCUGGAGGUGUGGGCUGUGGUCCCCGAGAGGGAUCGGAAAGAGGUCUAUGAUGAUGUUCUCUUCUUCCUGGCCAAGAAGGAGAAGGAACAGGCCAAGCAGCUCCGGCGCCGCAACAUCCAGGCCCUGAAGAGCAUCCUGGAUGGGAUGAGUAGUGUCAACUUCCAAACCACAUGGUCCCAGGCCCAGCAGUACCUCAUGGAUAAUCCCAGCUUUGCUCAGGACCAUCAACUUCAGAACAUGGACAAGGAAGAUGCGCUGAUCUGCUUUGAGGAGCACAUCCGAGCUUUGGAGAGGGAGGAGGAGGAGGAGCGGGAGCGGGCCCGGCUUCGGGAGCGCCGCCAGCAACGCAAGAACCGGGAGGCCUUCCAGACCUUCCUGGAUGAGCUGCACGAGACAGGGCAGCUGCACUCUAUGUCCACCUGGAUGGAGCUGUACCCAGCCGUCAGCACUGAUGUCCGCUUUGCCAACAUGCUGGGCCAGCCGGGCUCCACCCCUCUGGACUUGUUCAAGUUCUAUGUGGAGGAGUUGAAGGCACGAUUCCAUGAUGAGAAGAAGAUCAUUAAGGACAUCCUUAAGGACCGGGGCUUCUGCGUGGAGGUGAACACAGCCUUUGAGGACUUCGCCCACGUCAUAAGCUUUGACAAGAGGGCUGCUGCGCUGGAUGCAGGCAACAUCAAGCUGACUUUCAAUAGUCUGCUGGAGAAAGCAGAGGCACGGGAGAGAGAGCGGGAGAAGGAGGAGGCACGAAGGCUGCGGCGCAGGGAAGCUGCCUUCCGAAGCAUGCUGAGGCAGGCUGUGCCUGCUCUGGAGCUGGGCACGGCCUGGGAAGAGGUCCGUGAGCGCUUUGUGUGCGACUCAGCCUUUGAGCAGAUCACCCUGGAGUCGGAGCGGAUCCGGCUCUUCCGAGAGUUCCUGCAGGUACUGGAGACUGAAUGCCAGCACCUCCACACCAAAGGCCGAAAACACAGCAGAAAGGGCAAGAAGCACCAUCACAAGCGUUCCCACUCGCCUUCAGGCUCUGAGUCGGAAGAGGAGGAGCUGCCCCCACCGUCUCUCCGGCCUCCCAAGCGGAGGCGGCGGAACCCCUCGGAGUCAGGCUCUGAGCCCUCUUCCUCACUUGAUUCUGUUGAAAGUGGGGGUGCUGCCCUUGGAGGACGAGGUUCCCCAUCCUCCCGCCUUCUCCUUGGAUCAGAUCAUGGCCUUCGGAAAGCCAAGAAACCAAAAAAGAAAACGAAGAAGAGAAGACACAAGUCGAACAGUCCUGAGAGUGAGACAGACCCUGAGGAGAAAGCUGGCAAGGAGAGUGAUGAGAAAGAACCAGAACAGGACAAGGACAGGGACCUCCGUCGGGCAGAGCUCCCUAACCGUUCCCCAGGCUUUGGAAUUAAGAAGGAGAAGACGGGCUGGGACACGUCGGAAAGCGAGCUGAGCGAGGGUGAGCUGGAAAGACGGCGGCGGACGCUCCUGCAGCAGCUGGAUGACCACCAGUGACCUGACAAGCCACCCUGCCUCGGGUCUGUGUGAGGCUGUGGCCUAGGUCACCCUCACCGUCUGCCCCAGACUUCUUCCUUAGUUGGGUCUGUGUCCACUUUUCCUCAAGUAACCCCAACCCCAUCACACCAUUGCAGGCACCUCCCAAGGUUGCUCGUGGUGUUCAAGGGUCCCCCACUUCCCGGACAACUAGUGCAGUCCUUGCCCUCAGCCCCUGACUGGAGAUUGGUGGUGUAUACCAUACGGGGUGGGUGGUGCCAGUAGAUAAAAUGUGAGGGGGGGGGCCUCCAGGAAGAGGGACAGGCUGGUGGACACAGCCUGGGUGGCAGAGGGCAGGGUCCUUACCCUCUAGCAUCAGUGCCUGCUCCUGCCUGCCCAGGGCCCUUGGGGCUCCACCACUCCUUCCUCCAGCCCCAGGGCCCAGUGUAUGUGUGUUUUGUUUUGGUUUGGUUUUGGUUUUUUAAAUAACAAUAUUUAUAACGUG